Messenger RNA from Pocillopora verrucosa, 1495 nucleotides. RefSeq lists its product as uncharacterized. NCBI's taxonomy places the organism in Eukaryota, Metazoa, Cnidaria, Anthozoa, Scleractinia, Pocilloporidae. The record is from RefSeq and is a predicted model, not a curated record.
GUUCAAUGCUCGCGAUAUUGUUCAGUGAACCUAUAUCACGACUGAAAGAUCUGAGGUAUCAACAUUGACGGCAAACUACCAAAUCCCUUUGAAGAGUUAAUUUUCUCCUCUGGACGACCUGCCGGCGCCAUGAAGCGCUUUUCUGAGGGACAUGAGUAUAUAUUUCAUGGUUUGCUCCCUACUACUAUACAGCAACUUGUCUAUUCUGGGAGGUAAAAUGUACUUCGGAUCGUUGACAUUCAAACAAAAAUGGAAAGAUCUUCGAGCAUCGCCCAGAAGCUCUCAGUACCACGUGAUGGUUAACAACAUAGAGCAUUCGAUAAGAGAAGCUUUCAAAAAUGAUUCUAACUUUGAAAACAUCAGAGUGACUCAGUUAAGGGAACAUGAAGCAAACAAGAAGUCCACGAUACGAGGAAACCUUGCAGCAGAUUUUGAGCUGUCGUUUAACGACCAAUCAAAAGCUAGAGGCAGUGUUUACAAUCUGUUCAACAUGGUGCAGAGUGGUGACCUUGAUGGAUUACCAGUUCAAGAAGAUUCUUUAUCCAUACAAGGCUUGACAAACAGAACUUGGCCUAAACUGAAACGAAGAACAAACCAACUUCUGCAUCAUGUCGCCUUGGUAAUGCGAAACACUUGGCCAUCAGGGAGCUACGGUCUUCCUAAACCGAAGUCAGGCUGCCCAAGUAAAGAGUGGCUGGAAGGUUUCAGAUAUCAAGACUCAGAAAAUGUCGAAAAUACGAACACAAAAACAAAUGGAAGUCAUUUUUCGGGAAGAGUGACACCACAUGGGAUACGACAGGAAUUCUGUAUUCACAAGGGCACACCAGGAAAACGAAUUCCCUGGCCAAGUGGAAAAUAUUGCAUUUAUAGAAAAGGAAAUUCGUGUCCAACCGGCUUACGAGAAGGUUGGAUUCGAUGGGACGAUGAAAACACAGAGAUCGAUUUUCCAAAUUCACUGGGAGGAGAACUCCCAGAUGGGAUAUAUGGAGAAAACACUGCAAUCUAUUUUUGCUGUAGCACUUCAGGCAAAAAAUCCACACCAAUUUCUCUGCCAUAUGGAUCUCCAUUUUACCUUAUUGCUUAUGGCUCACACAGGUGUCAAAAAGUGUCUUCAGAAUAUCUCCAAUUUGACGACGAAGAUCAGGAUAAUGCUAAUGCCCAUAGCCUCAUUUCACCGUACGGACCAUCAGAGGAUCUGUUUAACAAUAGAAUAUACUAUUGCUACUACCAACCAAUUCCCUGUGAUAUUUCAUCUGACAUUGCCUGUCCCAGUCGGUCUCCUCCCGUGAAGGAAAUGCAGCUUAAAGUUAGUUCGGAUGAAACCAUAGCUAAGGAUGAGAAAAUAAUUGAGGACGUAAAAGAGAUUGCGACAGAGAAAGCUACCAGAGGAUCCAAGUUUGUCACAGGGGGUGGGGUUGGGAUGAUGUUAAUGGGAUCAGCAACAGUUGCUGUCUUUGCACGAAGAUUUCUAACACGAGCACGAGCGAGUUACUAA